This is a messenger RNA of Williopsis jadinii, 234 nucleotides long. RefSeq names its product NADH-ubiquinone oxidoreductase 9.5 kDa subunit.5kD. Lineage: Eukaryota; Fungi; Ascomycota; Saccharomycetes; Phaffomycetales; Wickerhamomycetaceae. The transcript has 2 exons. The coding region runs from base 1 to 234 and encodes 77 amino acids. The record is from RefSeq and is a predicted model, not a curated record.
AUGUCUGACUACCCAGUGUAUUUCCGUGAGCCUAUCCGUUGGUGCCGUUACCAUGCACACAACCGUCCACACAUCUUCUUCUCCGUGGCCAUUGGUGUUGCUGGUCCUAUUCUUGCUCUAACGCUGACUCCGUUGAGACGCAAGUUCUUGUUUGAGGACCACGAGCCUGUUCCAUUCUCAUAUCCUCUGCCAAACAGAGCUAGAGAUGCAACGUUGAAAGGGUACGACGACUGA